GUCCAGUGUGGAGAGGACACCAUGGAGGUCAGUGUUCAGAGGGAUUUGUAUGGGAAUGGAAAGCUAGUAAAACUUUCCGAUCUGAGCCUGGGAGCCCAACUAUGCAAGCCAAGCACCCAAAGUACUGACAACAUGGUCAUCUUCCAGAUUAGCCUCCAGGACUGUGGCAACACUGCUCGGAUGUCUCAAGACUGGGUGGUUUACACUACCAGCCUGACCUACAGCCCAACCUCCUCCAUUCCAAUCAUCAGAACCAACCCAGCUGUGGUCCCCAUAAUGUGCUACUACUAUCGGCAUGGUAAUGUGAGCAGUAAGGCCAUUAAGCCAACAUGGCUUCCAUUCAGCACCACAGUAUCCUCAGAAGAGAGGCUGUCCUUUUCUUUGCACUUGAUGGCUGAGGACUGGAGUGGCCCUAGAAGUUCUUCAGUGUUUCAGUUGGGAGAUAUUCUCUACAUAGAGGCCUCUGUGGACACUCAGAACCAUAUUGGCCUAAUACUGUUUAUUGACCGAUGUGUGGCCACCAUAUCACCUGAUGCCAGCUCUUCUCCUAAUUAUGACAUCAUUACAGACCAUGGGUGUCUGGUAGAUGGAAUGCAAGAGGACUCCUCUGCAGCCUUCGUGACUCCAAGGGUCAAACCAGACAACCUACGGUUCACAGUUGAUGUCUUCCGAUUCCUAGGAAAUGAUGCGUCUCUGAUCUACAUAACCUGUUACCUGAGAGCUGCUGCAGCCACCCAGGUCCCAGAUUCCAUGAACAAGGCCUGUUCCUAUAGCAAGACCACAAAUGGCUGGUCUGCAGUUGAGGGCCCCAGCGAUAUCUGCCAGUGCUGUGAUACUGACAAUUGCUUGUCUUCUCUAGCUGGUCUGCAGUUGAGGGCCCCAGCGAUAUCUGCCAGUGUUGUCAGACAACAGGCACCUGCAGCAACACUAAUCUGA
This is a messenger RNA of Nanorana parkeri, 936 nucleotides long. RefSeq names its product zona pellucida sperm-binding protein 3-like. Gene Ontology annotation, biological process: egg coat formation; binding of sperm to zona pellucida; positive regulation of acrosome reaction. Bases 22 to 936 code for a protein of 304 amino acids. Gene Ontology annotation, cellular component: extracellular matrix. The transcript has 8 exons. The record is from RefSeq and is a predicted model, not a curated record. Gene Ontology annotation, molecular function: acrosin binding. Lineage: Eukaryota; Metazoa; Chordata; Amphibia; Anura; Dicroglossidae.